GCGAGAGGGGGGACCGCCGAGCAUCUCGGAGGAGCUGCGACCGGCCAGGGGGAGGCGGAGGACGGGGUCACGAGAGAGAGAGAGAGGUAGGAAGGGAGGAAGGAAGGAAGGAAGGGACGAAGGAAGGAAGGAGGAGGAGGAGGAGGAGGAGGAGGACGACAACGGAGGAAGGAGAAGAAGAAGGGGAAAAAAAACGGAGGCCCUCCCCGGACCAGGGGGGGAGAUCGGGAGAGAAGAAGGCCCGUUUCAUGUUAUUCCCCCCCCCCCCCCCCCCCCGCCACAUUUGAUUUCCUUUUCAUCCUUUGGAGUUCUUCACCUGCUGACACCCGCCAUGCCGUCCAACGCCGUCGUGGCCGCGUUCAAAGGCGCCGACUCGACGGGAAGCAGAAUGGGCGACGACGCGGCGACGACGACGGCGGACGCGGAGUCCGCGUCGGACGAGGCUAGCGACGUCAGCGUCCCCGGCAAGCCGGCGCGCAAACGCAAACACGCGACGACGGAAAGCGGCGGCCCCUUCCAAGACGGCGUCCGCGGCCCCCCCCUCCACAACGGCGACGGCCGCUUCCCCGAGCCGCAGGGGGGGGACGCCGAGAACGGGACCCUCGGGGAGCGCUCGUCUUCUUCCUCCUUCUCCUCCUCUUCCUCCUCCUGCCGGCCGGAGGACGGCGUCCGGGGUUCGAGUCCGGCCGAGAGGGACGGCCGGGAGGCGCCGCCGCCCCACCAGAAGCGAGGCAGGCGGAAACUGGAACGGCCCACCAAAUAUGUGGAGCACACAGAGGAAGACGACUGCGAAGCGGUCAAGAACGAGGGCGAUCGCGGGAGGCUGCGAGGGGGACUCGGCGGGGAGAUCAGCCUCCGUCAGAGACCCGUGCCCAGAAUAACCUUCCAGGCCGGAGACCCUUAUUACAUUAGCAAGCGGACCCGAGAGGAGUGGUUGGCCAAGUGGAAGAUGGAGGCGGAGAAAAAGGCCAAACUGAUGUCAGCCAUGAACGCAAUAACCGAUCCGAACCCUGGCAAGGAACCCGAGAGACCAGAACCCGAGAUUUCGUCGGGUCAGCGUCUGCCGGCUUGCAAAGCGCCUCCGGCUCCGCCUCCGCAGCAGCGCCAGGCUCGGUCGCAGCAACAUCAGCCUCCGCCGCCUCCCUGUCCGCCUCAGCGUCCGCCGCCAUCGCAGUCUCCGUCUUUGCCGCAGCAGCAGCCCACCGACCCGGCCUCGCCCACGGUGGCCACCACCCCGGAGCCCGUCGCCAUCGCGGGCGGGGAAAAGACCUCCCCCAAGGCCGCAGACGCAGAACCCGAGUAUGAGGACGGUCGCGGUUUUGGCAUCGGCGACCUGGUCUGGGGGAAGCUGCGAGGCUUCUCGUGGUGGCCGGGACGCAUCGUGUCCUGGUGGAUGACGGGACGGAGCCGAGCCGCCGAGGGGACCAGAUGGGUCAUGUGGUUCGGGGACGGCAAAUUCUCAGUGGUUUGUGUUGAGAAACUGCUGCCCAUAAGUUGCUUUAACAAUGCCUUUCACCAACCAACCUAUAAUAAGCAGCCCAUGUACAAAAAAGCAAUCUACGAAGUGCUCCAGGUGGCCAGCAGCCGGGCAGGCAAAACCUUUCCGCUCCGUCCAGACAGCGACCCCACUGAAACCUCCAAAUCUGUGGACCUCAUCAACAAGGAGAUCAUCCAGUGGGCUAUGGCCGGCUUUCAGCCUACUGGACCCAAAGGCCUGGAGCCACCGGAGGAGGAGCGCAACCCAUACAAGGAGGUCUACCCGGAAAUGUGGGUGGAGCCGGAAGCCGCCGCCUAUACGCCGCCGCCGCCGCCCCCCCCCCCAGCCAAGAAGCCUCGAAAGAGCAACCAAGAGAAACCCAGGCUCAAGGACGUCAUCGACGAAGGAACGCGAGAGCAACUUAUCCACGAAGUCAGACAAAAGUGCCGAAGCAUCGAGGACAUCUGCAUCUCCUGCGGAAGCCUCAACGUUAGCCUGGAGCAUCCGCUUUUCGCAGGAGGAAUGUGCCAGGGCUGCAAGAACUGCUUCCUGGAGUGCGCCUACCAGUACGACGACGACGGCUACCAGUCGUACUGCACCAUCUGCUGCGGCGGGCGGGAGGUCCUCAUGUGCGGGAACAACAACUGCUGCCGGUGCUUUUGCGUGGAGUGCGUGGACCUCCUGGUGGGCCAGGGCGCCGCCCACGCCGCCAUCAAGGAGGACCCGUGGAACUGCUUCAUGUGCGGCGGGCCCAAAGGGGCCUACGGCCUCCUGGAACGUCGCCCCGACUGGACCUGCCGCCUGCAGCAUUUCUUCGCUAACAACCACGAUCAGGAUUUUCAACCGGCAAAACUUUACCCGCCGAUCGGGGUGGAGAAGAGGAAGCCGAUCCGAGUCCUGUCGCUGUUUGACGGCAUCGCAACGGGGCUGCUGGUCUUGCGCGAGCUGGGCAUCCAGGUGGAGCGCUACGUGGCCUCGGAGGUGUGCGAGGACUCCAUCACGGUGGGUCUGGUCCGCCAUCAGGGCCGCAUCAUGUACGUGGGCGACGUCAGGAGCGUCACGCGCAAACACAUCCAGGAUUGGGGUCCUUUCGAUCUGGUCAUAGGCGGCAGUCCGUGCAACGACCUCUCCAUCGUCAACCCUGCGAGGAAAGGCCUUUACGAGGGCACGGGCCGCCUGUUCUUCGAGUUCUACAGGCUGCUGCACGAGGCCCGGCCCAAGACGGGCGAGGAGCGACCUUUCUUCUGGCUCUUUGAGAACGUGGUGGCCAUGGGGGUCAGCGACAAGAGGGACAUAUCUCGCUUUCUGGAGUGCAACCCGGUGAUGAUCGACGCCAAGGAGGUGUCGGCCGCCCACCGCGCCCGCUACUUCUGGGGUAACCUUCCUGGCAUGAACAGGUCGGUGGGUGAAUGGCCUCUGACGGCCAUGUGCAACGACAAGUUGGACCUGCAGGACUGCUUGGAACACGGCAGAACCGCCAAGUUCGACAAGGUGAGGACCAUCACCACCAGGUCCAACUCCAUCAAGCAGGGCAAGGACCAGCACUUCCCCGUCUUCAUGAACGAGAAGGAGGACAUCUUGUGGUGCACCGAGAUGGAGAGGAUUUUCGGCUUCCCGGUCCACUACACGGACGUGUCCAACAUGAGCCGACUGGCCCGGCAGCGUCUCCUGGGACGAUCGUGGAGCGUCCCCGUCAUCCGCCACCUGUUUGCACCGCUCAAAGAUUACUUCGCCUGCGUUUGAGCCCCCUCCCGACCCCUUUUUGCGGCGUCACAGCCUUGAGCCUUCAGAGCGAGCGAUCUGCUCGGAAAACGCGGAGGUGCAGACUUCACGUGCUCUAUUUGUUCUUCUUAUUUAAUGUUUUUUUUUUUUUUUUACAGCGUUCUUGUCACCUCGAUUUUGUUCCGGUGCGACUUAUACUUGAGACUAUGCGGGCGGGGGCGAGCGUACUGUACGUUUUUUUUUUUUCCGCCGUGCUUCCGGCGUAAAGGGAGCUCAGAGGAUCCCAAAAAAAAAAAACAAAAAAAAAAACCCAAGAUCACAUAUACCUCUUUGUUUACAGCUUCUGAAGGUAAUAAAAUGGAAAAAAAAAAGCUACUACUACUGUAACACGGCCGCAGCGCCACGGUGCUCCGCAGUGACGGGAAACGUCGUCCACUGUGCGUUUUUUUUUUUUUUGUUUUCUACAAGUUGUUACUGGUGCUGACUCUGUUCACGACUCGCCUUCCCCGAGUGCACAAACGGAGCUAAAGACGACGUUUCCCGUCAUUGGAAAUUGAAAAAACAAAACAAAACAAACAAACGUCGAGUUCCAUUCCGACCGACGACUUUUACUGUACAGUCAGCGCGAAGUGCGACGAGAACAACAACAACAAAAAAAAACCUCAAUAAGAUGGUGCGGCUUGACAAAAAGUCCUUCUACCUUUUUAUAGCAAUUUUUUGCGUGCUGUUGUUAUCAACGAUAUGAAAGCACUUUUAUACAGUAACUUUUAGGUCUUUUUUUUUUCCAUUUGAUUUUUUUUUUUUUUUUUAAAUCGACGACGUGUUUUACGAUGAUGUGAACUAUCCUGGCGCAAUACUUUUUUGUACACAGUAGGGCUGUGCCAAUAGUAUGGGGGGGUGGAUUAUUAAUUUUUAAUGUUUUUUUAAUUGUAGGACUCGUACAGUCAGCCCCGCCUCCUACUUUGUGUUCUGUUGUAAAACGGCAAACAAUAUAUACGCCGAGUGUAAUGCCGCCCAGGUUUCGCUACGAUUGUAACACGCGUUUGUAUAAAACAGCCUUUCUCAACCCCCCCCCCCAAAAAAAAAAUGUAAACAAAUAUGAAUCCCAGUAGAUGUCAUAGUUAAGAUACGAAUGUUAUGGAUAUUCAAUAUUUUGUGAAAGAGGAGGAAAAACCAUGUAAAUGUGUAACAAAUAUAUCGGACGCCCCCCACUUGCCAGAAAAUAUUUUUGAAUGCUUGCGUGGAGCAUUAACGUGGACCCAGUCAAUUACCCGCAGUUGAACUUUGGUUCAGCCCAAAGCCCGGAAACCAAAAUACAAAAAAAAAAAAAAAAAAAUCUGAACAAAAGCCCCUUUUGCACAGAGCCAUGAGGAGUUUAUGUUUAUAGGAUUUUGGAGGGGGGGGGGGGGGGAUGUAAAUGACUUAUUAUUCUAUCAGCUGCGUUACCGUGGGAGGGGGACGGGGGGGGGGGGGGGGGGAUUGCGGUCUGGCUUCUUGGGAAUCCUCCUGACGAAAUCAUCCCGGUCGUCGGCCACCUCGGUCCCGUAAAAGCAAACGAAAAUGUCAACGAAGCCCGUGCGGAUGUCAUCGUUAUUUGUCACACGGGGGGGUCGCGCGCACCUCCUUGCUUGAGGAAUAUUGAAAAAAAAAAAAAAUAAAAUAAUGUUCCAAAUGACGGCAUUUAGUUCGUAUCAACGCCGACAAAGUUUACCGGCUAAAUAAUCAAACUGGUGGUCCGGGGGGCCAGAUCCGGCCCGCCGCAUCAUUUUGUGUGGCCCAACGAGAACGUGCGUCGACUUUGCGUUUCUUGCUAAAACCGAAAAAAUUCCAAAUUGUCUUCUCUUUUAAAAAAACACUGAGAUAUCGCAAGCUUUUUUUUUCUACCAUUUGAAAUAAAAUUGAUGCAGAAUGUAUUUGAACGAUUUUGAUUUGUAAAGUAAUGAAUAUAAGAAUUCAUAUGAGGCAGUCAAACGUUCGUGUGGGUUAUCAGUCAUAACGGCCCUCCGGGUGGAACCAGAGUGACGAUGGGGCCCGUGACAAAAAUCACUUUGACACCCCAAAAACAGCCCAUUUAACGUCAAAUUUACGUCCGACGACAUAACCUCAAUUCAAAGCAUUUUGGUGUUUGUUUUUAAGCUAAAAUUUACUGUGAAUAUUCAAUAUUUUCAUUUUGGGGGGCGGGAUGUGUCAGACCAAUAUCGCGUUUUUAAUCUCACUCCGUAACAAUUUGGGGAAGGGAAUCCUUGCUAUGAAAAUAUUUGAAAUCGCAACGUUUGAGAAAAGCCGAGAGAUGCCUUCAGAGUGGGCCCUCGAGUCUGGAACCGGAACCGGAACCGUCCCCUCGCUUGCCCUGCAGAAAAUUCAAAUUCUGCACAGGGCCACGUGGAUUUUACUUUUACUUUUGGCGACUCCGUCAAUUUGGAAUUAUUAAACAGGAUUUUCACGACCCAAACCUGCGGUAAAUUAACAACAUCAUUAGUUGGCAAUUAAUCGUAAAUCGCAAACAUGGAGGAUUCGGAACCCAAAAACUAACAAAGCUUUGAAAGGAUGAUAAAAACGGGUGUGGCGCACCCCAGGGAGGGGUGAAGCGACCACUGCCAAAGACGAAACUCACUCGGAUCGGGCUACUCCCUGGAGCGGUCACCGGCUAAUCGCAGGUUACAUGUAAACUAACUAUAAACAAUUUAGUCUUCGGUUAACCUCACGCUCUCGUUUACAAAUGUGGGAUGAAGUCGAAUACGCUCACGCGACACGUAGACUCCGUGCCCGAAGGUCGGAGGCGGAUUUCGAACCCAGAACCUCGGAACCGCGAGCCGAACGCGCUACCCCCGUCAGACGGAAUUGUCUCCAUUGUAGCUUCGCUAAUCACGGAGGAUUUUGGCGUCGACGAAAAUCUGACAAAAGUAUUAACAAGACAAGAAUAAGAGGUUUUGCAUAUCUAUGUCAAAUCUUUGAACUCAAUCUUUUGAUGUAAUUAAGUUCUUAAGUGACCUUAUCGCCAUCCGUUUCCUCCCCUUCCGCAACACUUCCGUCGUCUUGUGUUUGUACAUUUUUGUACAGAAACGUCGCCGUUGUGUUUUUCUUUUUCUUUUUUUUUUUUUUGGCCCUGCUUUUUAAUGGAAAUGUACAAAAUGUAAUUCUUGGCUAAUAUAUAAUCAAAUGAGUGUUUCUGUUUUGUUUGAAGAAAGAAGAAAAUAAUAAUCACGUGACAAAAAUUUUGAUUGCGAUCUCGAUGUGGUUUAGUUCAGUGUUUCCAGAGCGGAUAUUUUACUGUCACGUUAAAAAAGAAAAUGUAGUGGGGGGGAAAAAAUGGUCAUAAUUGACAUUAUACGAAACGUUGGCCGUUUUAGCCAAAGUCCAAGUUGUUAUUCUGUUGUACGAACGAACGGCGACAGGUCGGUGGGAGCUUCCGUUUCAACGAAAGAUGGAAAAGCAUUUUCAUUUGCAGACCAAAUUAUGUGAUGAAUUAUGAUCAUUUUUCGUCAUUUGGCUUUUAGUCGACUGCGCAAUCCCGGCGGGACGUUUUUCCUUUUUUUCUCGCCGGCGUCGCCGCGCAGCCCCACAAACGCGGCGACUUUUUAAGACUUUUUAACCGAGGAACGCAUUUUACACCAUCUAGAAAUUUUUUUUUUUUUUUUUUUUUUUGGUUUCAAUUCCUCGUAAGCUAUUAUUUGAUAUAAGUAUAUUAACUGAAGGCAUUCUAACUUUGUACUUGACGGGACGGAAAACACACAGAAAAGAAAAAAAAACACGUUUUCCUUGCGUUGUUUUAGACUUUAGAGGAUUGCUGUAGUCGGUGCUUUAUCUGUGGGACGAUCGUGAGGAAGAAGUAAAAAAAAAAAAAACUGUAGCGUGAUGUAUCAGUACGCUUGUUUAUGAUUAUUUUUUGGUUUGUUUUUGGGGGCUGUAGCCCCCCCCCCCACUCGGUGAAGUUCUCCAUGUCUGUUUUUGAACUGUUUGAUUGACAUCACUGGUCAAGGCGAGUCGCUGGAACACUUUGGGCGACUUCCUUUCUAUUUACUGUCACUGUUGUUUAUAGCCCAUGUGCUUAUCAUUUAAACCCCCCCCCCCCCCAUGUCCCCCCCCCCUUUGGAAUUCAGUUCAGACAGCAAAUGUAGCACUCAACCUUUCACACACACACACACAGUUAUGUUUAGUGUCCAGAGAUAAGAUAAAGACUUCAUAUGUAAUUGUGCUGGAGAACACUUGAAUA
Messenger RNA from Syngnathoides biaculeatus (alligator pipefish), 7412 nucleotides. RefSeq names its product DNA (cytosine-5-)-methyltransferase 3 alpha b (gene dnmt3ab). Lineage: Eukaryota; Metazoa; Chordata; Actinopteri; Syngnathiformes; Syngnathidae. Gene Ontology annotation, biological process: negative regulation of DNA-templated transcription. The coding region runs from base 332 to 3220 and encodes 962 amino acids. Gene Ontology annotation, cellular component: nucleus; cytoplasm. The record is from RefSeq and is a predicted model, not a curated record. The transcript is spliced from 23 exons. Gene Ontology annotation, molecular function: methyltransferase activity.